This is a messenger RNA of Nematocida minor, 1368 nucleotides long. RefSeq lists its product as uncharacterized. The record is from RefSeq and is a predicted model, not a curated record. NCBI's taxonomy places the organism in Eukaryota, Fungi, Microsporidia. The transcript has a single exon. Bases 1 to 1368 code for a protein of 455 amino acids.
AUGAUAGAAGUAUUUAAUCAAGGAAAAGAAAGUGUAUAUAGACAGUUUAUCAAAAAAGUGCGAGACAUUGGGUUUGUUCGGGUGGUUUGCAUAUCUAGGGAGAUAGAUCAUUUUGCAGCGCUGUUUUCUGUGCUGACCAUACUGGAAAAAGAGCUCAUAAAGCACGAAGUGGUGUGGGAGCGCAGGGAGAAGGAGGAGCGCAGUGUUUUUGAAAUAGGCAUUGGCGAAGGGUGCGAGGUGAGGAGAGGUGCUGUGCUCAGCGCAGCAAAAGAAGCAAGAGCCUCAAAGGACGUGAUCCUUCUGUGCGGAGAGACCCUUGAGCUGGCUGUUUUCAACUUGUGCAAAAGCAUAGGGCACCUAACGCCAGACUGUCUGUGGAGCAUAUGCGUCUCCACGUAUGGACAGACAAACAGGAUAGAGCAGGCAGAGUGGCGCAGCCCUAUCAGGAAGAAUGUGCACGAGGCUGUCUCAGAGGAAGAGGAGGAAGGACACGAGAGCUACGAAGAGAAAGAAAAUAUAAACACAGAGGAAACGGGGCACUUGGAGAUAUACAAAGAGAUUGUAGCAGAGAUAGGGCGGCUGGAGAGAGACGACGAAGAAAAAAAGUCGGUUCUGAUAAAGAGCGGCGUGUACUUCCCGUUUAGCAAGUGGACUACCCUGUACGAGGCGCUUCUUAACGACUUUGGGGUUAUAGAGGAGCUGGGGCUGUUUUUCCAGAGAAAGAACACAAAGCACUGUCUCCUUGAGAACGCUGAGUAUCUCCUGAACCAGUUUCUGGCAAAACUUGGCGUUGCAGUGGCUGCUGCGCAGGAAACCUCGCUGAACAACCUUGUAGGGCCUAUCCAGAAAGUCGCCCAGAGAAGCUUUAAUAAGCGGCACACGUACUUUAAGCACUACCAGUACAACCUGGGGUUUUCGCACAUUGAGGUGUUUUACUCAAUAUGCGCUCUCAUAAAGAAAGGCUCUUUUAUAGAGGCUGUGUUUGCGUUCAGAAACAUCAAAUACAUAGAUGCAAAGAAGGGCCUGCUUGAGUACAAGAAAGUGGUGCAAAACAUAAAGAAAAGCAUAGAGCGAAGAAAGGUCUUAAGAGUGAACGGAAUAGGGCUGGUCCUCAUACCCAAAGGCGCUAUUUCUUUCAGGUCAGAGAAUGAGACAACGCUUAUGAAAAAAGUGUUUGUAAAUGUAUGUCUACUGUGCAAGACUAGAAACCCGCAUAAGGAAAUCAUCAUGACUGCAUAUGUAGAGGAGAGCAAAAAGUACCGGGUGUUUUUCAAAAACGAAGAAGGAGUCCACUGGGUGGAAACAGAAGAAAAGACUCUCAACCAGUGCAUAAAAGGCGUGCUGGAGAGGCUAGUGGAGGAAGACUGA